Messenger RNA from Colletotrichum chrysophilum, 1281 nucleotides. It is a transcript of the gene JIP5, whose product is annotated as WD repeat-containing protein jip5. The record is from RefSeq and is a predicted model, not a curated record. Gene Ontology annotation, molecular function: protein binding. Lineage: Eukaryota; Fungi; Ascomycota; Sordariomycetes; Glomerellales; Glomerellaceae. The coding region runs from base 1 to 1281 and encodes 426 amino acids. The transcript has 2 exons.
AUGUUCGAAAACCUUUGCACCCUCCCUCUGUCGGCCGAUGUCUUCACGCAGGCGCUCCACCCCACCGAGCCGCUGCUGACCGUCGGCCUCUCAUCAGGCCAUGUCGAGACCUUCCGCCUUCCGGCCCCGGUUGACAAUGGCUCCGAUGCAUCUGGCGAUGCUGAUACCAGUAUCUCUUCCACCGGUCGGGGCAUGAUUGAGAGUGCUUGGCGCACGAGGCGACACAAGGGGAGCUGUAGAGCCCUGGCAUAUGCCCAUGAUGGAUCUGCCGUUUACUCCGCUGGAACCGACGGCCUGAUCAAGCACUUCUCUCCCGAGACCGGCAAGGUCAUCUCCAAGAUCGUCAUCCCCUCCUCGAACAAGCAGAUCGAUGCCCCGACCCUCAUGCACGUCCUGAACCCCCAGAGUCUCCUGAUCGGCUGCGACUCCGGCGCGAUGCACAUUUUCGACCUUCGCGACGGUGCCCCCGCGUCCAAGCCUGCUCAGACCAACUUCCCUCACUCCGACUACGUCUCCGCCGUCGUUCCCCUUCCCCCUUCCGCCGAGAGCACAUCUGGUUUCCCGAAGCAAUGGGUCUCGACUGGUGGCACCACCCUCGCCGUGACGGAUGUCCGCAAGGGCGUUCUCGUUCGCUCCGACGACCAAGAGGACGAGCUGCUGUCAGCAUGCUACGUCCCUGGUCUCGGGCCCAAGAACAACCGCAACAACGGCGUGGUGGCUGUCGGAUCCGCCUCUGGCGUGGUUACGGUCUGGGACAGAGGUGCGUGGGAUGACCAGCAGGAGCGCAUCAUCGUCGAUGGUGGCAAGUCCGGGGGCGAGAGUCUGGACGCUCUGGCGUUGGUGCCUCAGGAGCUCGGUUUGGGUAAGAAACUGGUCGUCGGUCUCGGCGACGGCAGCUUGAGGGUGGUAGACCUGGUCACCCGGGACGUCGAUCAGGUCGUCAAUCUCCGCCACGACGACGUCGAGGGUGUCAUCUCCGUCGCCUUCGACUCCGAGAACCGGCUGAUCACGGCCGGCGGCAAGACUGUCAAGGUGUGGGAGGAGCUGUCGGAGCUUCAGGGAGAGGGCGACGACGAGGACGAGGACAGCGAUGACGAUAGCGACGACGAGGACGGAGCGACGGGCAAGCGACGUGCUGGCAGCGACAGUGACGAUAGCGACAGCGACAGCGACGGUGGAAAGAGGCAGAGCAAGCGCCAGAACACGGGAGCGGCCGCCGCGGCUGCUAAGCUUGGCCCCAUGGGUGCGCACGGCAUUUUGGGAUUUGAUGGCUUGGAUUAA